This is a messenger RNA of Spirometra erinaceieuropaei, 11851 nucleotides long. Lineage: Eukaryota; Metazoa; Platyhelminthes; Cestoda; Diphyllobothriidea; Diphyllobothriidae. The record is from the annotation of a GenBank genome assembly.
AUGAGUGCGCCUUGUAUAUGUGAAAUUUGCAACUGCGGGUAAGAAAGAGAAUAUUCUACAAAGAUCUAUGCAUGAAUCAAGUUGUAACAGGCUCACUGGUCUGUUAACUGCCUCGGAAAUAUCUUGCUGAUGAAUGUGAUUUCAACUUUUGUUCCAUGUAAAUGAUUAUAUUUUCCUAAAGCAGAGGAUCCGUGAUGUCAGUUGGUACUGUAACUGCAUAUCUCUGAAGACGCGAUUAUAGCUAGCAGCGUUUGUAACUAAGUCUUUAUUAAUUGCUUAUUAGGAUUAACUAUUUUCUCGCGUUGUUAAGGGAUUAUUUCAUAUAAUUUUCAUGUCCUCAUAAACGUUCGGCCUAUGCAGACAGAUUAAAAUAUUUUGCCUUGUUAUCGUUACGGCCUGCUUUUAUAUUUUUGAAUUGGCGAACAAUAUCUUAGGUCGCAAGAGCAUAAUUAAUGUUUUUAGACAACAUAUGUGUGCACUUUUAUGGACAGAUUGCAACGAUUUGCUCGUCUUCAGUUAAACAGUGUAAUAUCAUGUGACAUAGAAAACCUCUUGCGACGCUUUGUCUGACAAUCUAGUAAGUCGACUUUACCGUUUUUUAAUUUUUUCACGAUAUAUACCUGGACUUUAUUAUAAUGAAUUAGCAAUAAACACUGUCAAAAUAAUAAAAAUAUGUGUCUCGUCCUAAGGGAUUACUCGAGUGAUGUCACGUCUAAAGCAUGAAGAUUGGCAGCGAGAAUGGCUGGAAACAAUAGGGGAGGGCUUUUAAGGAGUCAUUAAAUGGGUCGUACAUUUCAGUUAAAUGUGACAUUGGUAAAUAAGAGUGUUUCGGACAGAUUCAGAAUAUUCCAACCUGACUGAAAUCGAUAAUAAUCCUUGGACGAUGAACACACACUUAGAAGUAUGUGACGGAAAAAUGUUAUCUAGGUAAACAUUUGCUCAUUAAAAAUGCACAUGUACAAAUAUGUGAUCCGUAAACCGUCGGCACAAUGUGGUGACAGGAUUAGACAGAGACUGCCGUAGAACCAAUACGUGUUUUGUAGCUUAGUGCACUCAAGCACAAGUCCAUGCACCUUAAUUUAUACAGUGAUCAGCGAAAACAAUGAAAGACAAUGUAUGUCAGCACCAUGAAGCCUUAACACACUUGCAAUUUUUACCUCCAGUGAGCAAAUAUACCGUUGUUGCGUUUAUUGUGAAUUUUGCUUAAACCGCAUCUAAUUUGCGCACCCAGCAAUUUUUAUCGUAGACUCACUUAAGUAUUACCAAGCAUGCCACCAAUAUAACAGUCAGCAAGGGUGUUAAUUUAGCGACUCUCUCGGCUUCGAGCCAGAAACGGAACAAUGCAUCUGCAUGUUUUUGUGGUCGGCAAAACUAGAUAAAGUGCUUUUUAUGUGUUUUCAUUGCAGUCUAUAUGAAAAAUGACAGGCCGCCGAGUUUACGUUUUUGAUCGGUGUUGGAUAUUUAAAGCAUGAUAAAAGGUUUUUGAGUUUCCUCUUUGUCAGCUUAGUAAUGGCCAGUCAGAGCGAGACUGCCCAUCUUCAUCGCCAGUCUUUUAAAUAAUGAUCAUAUGGCGUUCAGAUAAAUUUUCCAACAGUUAGCGAAAAUUGCUAAUUCGGGAGGGGGUUUAAAAGACAAACUAAAGAUGACACUUGCACUGCUGGCAAAAUCAAAUUUCCCGUAUUUAGAUACCUGAUUCCCACAUCUUUUAAACAGGAAAAUUUAUUACUUGUUUUCAUGUCGUAAUUGCGGUGAAUACAGAUUUAAAACCCGUAGAAGUAAGCUGAUGUCCGAUAUUGCACGUUUUCUUGGGCCGAUAUUUUGUGCGUACGCUCGAUUUGUUUGGUCAUUCGUUCUAACUUUUCUUUGUAAUUUGACUCUGCUGGCUUGUUUACUAACUUUUCAGCAGGUUCCUUUUGUAGUUCUUAAAAUCCAUGCCAAAGAAACUUUAAUGAAUUUACCUAUAUGACCCAUUUCGGUGUUUGAUUGAUAGGACAUCAUAAGGCCGCCGAUGUAGAUGGCUUUUAAAGACCCAUUAUUCGUAAGCGCAGGUUUUUUGUCCACUGUGGUUUAUUUUUUUCCGGCAAUAAGUACGUUUAUCGUUUGCAACGGAUGAUAUAAUCACGGAGGAAAAUGAACUCGAUCGACUUGUUUUGAUCGGUGAACGAUAUUUCGUUACCUUUGUUUUGUCAUAGACCUACGUUCGAAGUCCCUUACAAACCGUACAUGAGUGAUGGUGAGAUGUGGAACUAACGUCCACUAAUAUCUAGACCCCAAUUUACAACUAAAAAGUCGUAUUUCUCCUCCAGAAUCCAAAUUCAUUUCAAAGGUUCCGUUUGAAGGCAAUUAUAAUAUAGGGCACGUUGUGUCAUUUUCCCUUGUUUUGGGAAGUUAAAAUAAACAAAGUGGCUAAAGCGACGCCACUUGCCUUGAAAGAAUGAAGCAACGAUAGAGUGAAGGACCCCACUUACCUGUCGAUGGACUGUGAGUCUGGCCAUACGGGAAUAAUGGUAACGUGGGUUUUACGGGUGGGACAGUACGCCAGACAGUUAGCUGACGAAAUGCAAGUAAACACGAAAAUUGUUUGGAUUUCUACCGAAAGUCUUAUCGUGCACUUUCGUAUGGCAGCAUGAGCGCGCUGAUUAAAAAAUAAACAAGGUUGAAUUUUCAAAAGAUAGGAGAGUUUGAGUAAGAGUUUGAGGUCAUGGGAAAUAAUUGUUUUUGGCAGUGUAAUGCCGGCAAUGGCCUGCAAACUGAUGUCAAGAUAAAAUCCCAUAUGACAGGAUCGACAUUCUGCCGACGGUUAAAUGGGGUCCUUCACACUAACGUUGUCCUUCGGCGUCAUCUGUGUGAACAAAUUUAGGCAUUUGACUAAGAAAAUACUUGCAGAACCCUAGUUGUAUUGAUUAUCACAGCAAUGCGCCGAAUCGCUUCCCAGAAGGAUUGCUCUUCUCAUUUAAUCCGUCAACUAGGCGUCACUUAAGGGCUGUCAGUCUAAUUUGAAAAACUAGAUGACAAAAGACUAAUAGACUUUUAACUGUGUUGCUAAGUCUGUGUGGAGAAGUUUUGAGCACAAAAAAUUAUACGCUCAGUAGGAGGUGUGGGGCCAUCACUACUUUGUUUAAUGAGGGGGAAGAAAACUGAACACAGGAACCAUCUGUUUAUUUGCCUGAGCGUCAGAACUUCUGCAGCAGUCCCUCGUCAGAAAUAGAAACAACGGUAGGCAAACGAUAAUUGACGCAGGGCUUCUGUAAACUCUGGGCUUGUCUUGUUUUUGACGUGGGCAGUUAUCUUGGGGGUCGCAAAGUUAAAUUUUUGAACUAUUUCAAAUGUGUAGACAUCCACCUGUGGCAAUUCGCCACGCCGUCGUAUAGCCGGUUUAUUUCCGUAAAUGCGCAAUCCGAGCAUACUUUUAAUCUGAUAUGUGUAAUUACAGUCAUAUUUUGUGCAGGGGAUACAAUACACUACACUUGACUGCUUCCGGGAAUUUAAUUGGCCCUUAAUUCACAUAAACUUGCUGCGCAUCGUAGCCUUGGGCCGGUAUGCAAUUUUAACACCUAGUCCCGCAGCAGUACACUCAGCCGCCUCUGGAACCUCCUUGAUAUGUGGCAGCGCAUGUUACAGGAAAUUUCGGGCGGGGUCCUCCAGGACGAAUACGUAAGCUCAGCUCAUCGACUUCUUCGGAUAUCCAUUCCGCAUAAAAUGGUUGCGGAAUUGCCGGGAUCCGGCGCGUGCUUUUUGUGCCGGGUAACUGCGGCGAGUCUGAAAGACAGCAAAUAGGCUCGUCAUAAGUAUGGAGGCCAAGUAGUGGAGUAAUUCCUUUCAGUCAGCAAAGAUCUGGUGCCUGCAUGUCGAUUUAAAACCCCUCUAGGUUACUGUUUUGCUUAUAAUCGUGUUUGCGUACCUAUUUCCCCUCCUCAGUAAACGGUCUUCAGAUUAUGUUGUGCAUUCAGCAAUACGCAAUUAUAAAACAUCAUUGUUCGAAAAUAAAACUUAGCCUUUUGGCAACCGCUAAAGUUCCGGUAUCCUUUAUCUGUCUUCUGCUUUCUUUAAGAAGUUAUUGAAAAAAAUCAUAUUUUUUACAAAAAUAAACCAGGAUAAUUUACCGCACAUCAUAAAUCAAAAAUAUACAACCAUUAUAUUUUCGGCUAGUGGUUAUAGGAUACAAAAUUUAAUAACAUACUGUUUAAUUAUUGGAUGGGUUUUGACGGACGUUUUUCUCUUAAGAAACACCGCUGUGCGCACAAACAUAUUUAGGACGCUUCGAACCAGGUCGUUUUAUUUGUGGUCGUGCAGAAAUGAAAGUUAAAAGUAUUUAUAGCAGCAACGAUACUUUUGUAAACAUUUAAUAAAUCAAGUCUGGCAGACCUACGCCCUCGAUUAUUCAUGAUCAGGUCUACACAGUAAUAUUAGGGAGGGCAAAAGAGCAACUGCAACUGUCUCUGAUGAUGGAUUCAAGAGAGAAUCCGAAACGUCAGGCGAAUAAAGCCAUUGUUCCAGCGAUCGCUUCUUCUUCUGAUCAACUAGUUCCUGGAACUCGCAUUUUCGCUUGUAUCGGCAAAAGUUUAACAGCCAAUAAAAGUCAAUAUGGGAGAGAGGGUUGAGGAGCGUUCAGGGGUCAGGACCUCUAUUCCUAUGCCCAAUACUUUGAUGACACUUUCUCAAUAGCGAAUGAAAAGCUUGAUUUGAGCACCCUCCUGUAUAAAGUGAAUCAGGCUCUUACAGCGUUUACUUUCACCUUGGAAAAAAGAGAGCGGAUGGUGCCUUCCGAUUCUGAACGUCCUACAUAAUCGGAAGCCGGGUGGGAUAAUUAGUAGAAGUCUGUUUCGCAAGAAAGCAUGGACAGGACAAUACACAAAUUGUUACGGUUUUGUCCCGCUAAGCCGGAAACGAAACCUGGUCCGCUGCCUCACCAACCGAGCUAGAAGAAUAUGCGCGCCAGACAGGUUCGAGUACUAACUCGCCAUUAUGCAACAAAUUCUGAGAGUAAUCGGCUACGCCGAAAAGCUUACUGGUAAAUUUAUGGAAGAACGCCCUCCAAAAUCUGAAGUUUCGACGACUGAAAAGAAGGAAUUAUUUCUCAUUUUGCCAUUUCGAGGAGACCCGGCCUGUGACCUACAACGUCGUCUAAACUCCGCUAUUGCACGCACGUACCCCGCCGCUAGAAUAAGGCUAAUUUUCUCUAGCACACCGCUUCUCCGCCUUGAAGGCAGGGAUAAGCUGCCGUUUCAGACCUCCUCAAUGUGCAUCUACGCGUUCACUUGUUCCUGUUGAGCCGGUCAUAUUGGUCGAACAACAAGGCGCCUAUCCAAGCGGAUGCGAGAGCACCAUCCUGCCUGACUAUAGUAAAAGGAGGAAAAGUCGAUUUCUAGCGCCGUUGUGGCUCACUUGGUUGACAGUGGCCACUAGGUGGAUGUCAACCAUGCAUUGCGUGGCAUCUACAAAGUGCCGGCGAGACACUCCUAGUUCCCGGGUCAGGGGAUACUUGCGACGGCCGAGGCAGUCGCCAUGCGGUUAGCCAACCCAGCCUUGUGCUCGCAUAAAGCGUUUGUACGAACGCUAAGGCUUUCUGGGCAAAGAUGAACCCAGCAUAUGGGUUUACAUCCGCCACGUCGCGUUGAAGCGAUGAAAUAAGGGCAGAUAAGAGCCAGACACCUUCCCCUCUCUCUCCCUAAGCCCCUAACAGAGCUAGGAUCUGACCCCUGACCUCUGAACGCCCCUCAACCCCCUUCCCCAUAUUUUCUUUUAUUGGAUGUUUAAAUUUUGCUAUUUUGCCCUCCCUUAUAUUACUGCACAGGCCUGAUAAUGAAUAAUCGAAAGUGUACGUUGCCGGGCUUGUUUUCUUAAGUACUUAUAGUGACAUAUUGUCUAGCAGAAGCACGAGCGAGGAUUUGAAUUAUUUGCAGCACUCAUAGACUAUAUGGAACUCUUGCAGCCAACGAGCAGUCGCAAUAUAAUCAGCAUUCCUAGCACCUCUUUGUGUUUUUCAGUUUUGAAAACCUUUUCGAUUCUCAAAUAAUUCUGAACUCGAACUGCCGGCUCACUUACAUCCAGGUUUUCGAAACUGAAAGCUCUAUCUCGCGCUAUUUAAACGCCGUCAUGUAAGAUUUAUCGAUGAAUGCAGACCACGUCGGACACUUUAAAAGCAACAUUAUUAGACGUGCAGAUGCGAUGCUUUAUAAAUGGAGAUUUCCUGGUCUUAACAGAUUUCAUACUUAGAAAAUUUUUAGAAAACGAAAGGGGCUUCUUCUUUAAGUAUAAAGUUCAGAGACUUAAUUUGCUAUCAAAUGAGCAUAAGAAGGAGUGUUUUCAUGCAUGUUUUUUAUUAAAUAUUUUCGUAUCUAUAUGGACAAGGAAAAUAAAUAGGAAGUUCACACUGCUUCAGUAGACUCCUUAGCAGAGUCUGGUUUUGCGGACGGUCAGAAAGAAGCUCGUUCAAAAUUCGGCAUACUGAAGUGGCUGAAUGACCUUCGAAUUAUGCUGUACGGUAAUUAAUAUUACAAGCCCACGUAGGUAGUCCAUUAGAAUCAAAAACACAUUGAUGAAUUUCAGUUUACAGCUCUUGAGAUAAAACGUAUAAGCCAUUUAAGCUAACCACUGUUAAUUCGGAAGGACUAGCUUUUAUGCGCAGUAUAAGACACUCUCUUUUAAAAUAAACUACGUGAGGAGUUAGCGAUUUCUUAAGCAACACGUAUGUAGCACUACGCACGUUUCAGUCUCUUUUUCACAAAACAACAAUUGCGUUGUAUGAAUUCUCAAGCCCGAAUUAAAGGCGGCUAAAAGCUGUCGUGGUGUUUAAAGUGAGAUAAGAGAAGUUCAAUUUUAAUAUGAGUUUAUUAAUCUCGGCGCCACUAAUGCAGUAGCGUGACAAUAAAUUAUUAACGGACGGCGCUUGCCUCUUGAGAAAAACAUUUUGCAAACUGAGGGCCAGAAGCCUGCUCCAGGUGUACAGGGAAUAAAUGCAUAACACUAUAUUAAAACACCGAAUCAAAAGGUAUGUAACUGUUUGCGUUUCGUUUGCAUCAUCCCCUCUGUUCGGGUGCCCAAUCAACUGUCUGAAUGUUCUUCUUCAAUGCAAUCGUCCUUUUUACUCCGCUAUUCCCUUUUUCUUGCAUUUUUCGUCCUAAUAUACAUUGUGGUUGGACAGGAUGAUUGGCACACAGAUAAAACUGAAUUCUAAAAGUAAGCUGUGGCCCUUCUUGGUUUUCAGAAACAUUUUCAGCAUAUAACCACGCAAGACUUGCGACCGCCGAUCUGCGCAGUGAAUGGUUUGUCUAGUAUGAGCAAGUCUCAUUCAGUUUUAAUACGGAAUCAUAUUUAGGCCUAACUUUCAAAAAAACUGUUAGUCUGUCCGACUGGCAUCACUUAAUCGUUAAAAGUAUACGUUAAUCUGGUUUUUAAAUGUAAACUGUAAAGCGCGUUUUCCUCUUUUCUGGAAGUAAUAUUUUCGUUGGUUUCCAUGGGAAUCAUGGAGUCAUCUUCCAGGACGCAGAAGUAGCACAAGGGCGUCUACCUUUCAGAGUUGAGUUUUGUCUUCUGAGUGGGACCGGUUUAAAUGUGAUUAAUUAAGCCUAUACACGCAUCAUUUCUCAGUCAUGUGAUAUUUGAUCCAUACAUAGGUUUAUGAACUUGUUUCUAUCCGAGUCUUGACAGUGAUCAUCUGUUUUAGUUUUUAAAUUUUCCCUGAUCAGCUAAUAAAGGAGUUCAGACUGGUAUUUUGAGCGCCCAGUUGUACAGCAGCCCUUAUCGUAUGAGAUUACGCAGACCCUGCGCUGUCCAUUUCAGGCGUCACAGAUGCCCACACAAGCCCAAACAGCGAUUGCCGUGGGGGCCCUGUGUCAUGAGCGAGUACAGGGCCCAGUACCUGACCUAUAACUGUGAACCCGUCAAAGCAAUUGUACCCGACUGCACCACGCAUCAGUCAAAUGAACCCCUCUCCUCAGAGACAACUCACAGGUAUCUUGUUAUUGGACAGUAGCAGCAGCAUCACAACUAUCCUUCAGAGUUGAUUACAAGCCCAACUGCCUGGAGGCCGUGUAUCGGCGAGAGCCUGAUAAGUACCAUCCGCCGACUCAGCCAAUGGAAAAGUCCACCAUGUACAGAAAUGAAUUCACACCCAAACUCUGUGCACCGCCGCCUCCCGCGAAACCCAUCGAGAGAUCACAAUGCCCUGCCGCCUUCGAGGGAAACCCUACCUAUCGAAGUGGGUUCCAGUCCAGUUAACUGUCCCAGAACUGCGUUAAGUUUAAGACAUUAGAGUUAGUGUUUUAGCAAACGGCAAAUUGGCGGCAGUCUUACGACUUACGCGGUAACUUCUACCGCAAUAAUCGAAGUUCCUUUUGAUAGUAACAUAUUUGCUGCUUAUCAUUAAGAUGUACUUAUCAGAUGAGCAAUCAGCUUGCUCUCGGCCUUCAACCAGCAUGAUGAUAUCGUUGAGUAGCAGUUGACUGAAACAGAAAAUCCUGCUGUUAUCUUAAAAAACCUGAAUUGGUUUUAGUGAACAAGAAGAAAACAUAGGUAAUCCUAUAACUGGGCUAUGUAACUUAGCCUGCAGUACGUUCGGGGACUUGUAUAUCAAUGGGGUGACUGUAGAUACACAGGUUUCUGGUGCACAGAAACGCAGUAAAGUACGAGAAAUCAAAAUUCCGGAAAAAACCGCAUAUUUUUUGUAAUCUCCGUAGAAAUAUCGAACAGUAAAGUAUACCUUCCCGACAUAAAGAUAGAGAAUUAGUAGAAGUUGUAAAAUCCAGGAUUCGAGGCGGAAUAAUGAGAAGUACACAAAAAUUUUAAAUGAUUUCGACAACCUCUACGGCUACGCAGAUGAGUCACAUCGAAACACUCUAUGGAAACAUGCCUUAGCGGAGGAUAAUUAGGCGGACCUGCCAUGUCCACUCCAUCAAUCCCUCUGCACAUUUGUCCAUAAAAAGAAAAUAGCGUGUCCUGGCCCAAAUAUUUUUCAGGCUGUGGGUGUGGUUCAGAAGCAUGUGCGCAAACAACUUCUGCCGAUUAAUUAUCCGGUCUAUUUGCAAAAAAUGAUCCAGGCAUAAAGUUAUAAUAGAUAAAUAAAAAAUUAUUUUGUUUAGCACUCAUGAGGUUACUUUCAUGGUAAGUAAAAAGGCACCUUCACAUGACUUUUUGCAUGAGUAGGUAAACACUGUGCAUUGUUCACUUUGUGCUUAUAAAAUAGGCAGUCCGAUAAUAAAAACGGUUAGCAACCAGUAAAAACUCCUUCACUUUUUAAAGAGGCAAAAAUGAAUGCGAUUUGAUCCAUUUGUGAAGGGAAAAACUGUCGCUCAUGUGGAGGAAAAUAUGUGGGAGACAGAACCGUCCUGCAGGUGAGAGCAUAUGGGCGCUCGAAACGUUCCUUGUCAAGGUAGAAUCCCUAAACCGGAUGAGGCUAUUCGCUGCAGAUGCGAUCACAAUAUUUUUGGGAUGACAGCAGGUCGGAUUUCUUUCGAACAUGCUAAUCUAUGUUGUUUUCUACAAAUUGAAAGAUCCUUCAGCGUUCAUGCUCUUGAUUCGCGUCCAGAGAGUUUAAAUUCCUUCACAAGUCAUGACAGUAACUUCUGGGGGAAAAAUUAAACACCAGCAGGGUCUGUUCUAUGCUACACCCAGUUUGCUACUUUUGGAUACGUUAUAUACUUUGGGACUCUGUAUUAGUAUGGUCUAAGUGGCAACGUCAUGCCGGCAUAGAUAACUCACCUGUACAACUAUCUUGUUAUCGUUUGCCAAAUAGAGUUUUUGAAAGACGUAUUCAUACUGUUCCACCGUUUUUCCUGCCUUGUCCAAAACAAAAGUUCUCCUUAAAUAUUCCUAGAAUCGUUUUAAAACAUGUAACCGAUAUGGAUGCAAUAACUCCUUUGGGUUGUUCUAAUAACUGACCUCACUCCGGAUAUAUUUCUUUCAACAGCAAUCCCUGACUGUAGUGCUGUUUAUGUCAUCGUCAAGCUGUGGCGUUAAACUCUUUCCCUAAUGUCUACAUUUUACUGUUCACCGCCGGUCUCAUUGGGCGCCCUCUUGUGCUUUUGUAGGUGAUUUCCGACCCUGGAAUAUUCCACCCAUAAAACGUCGCGAGCCUGACCCCUAUCGACCGCCUACGGUCCCAUUUGAAGCACUGCCAUCCUACAGGACGGAGUUUGUUCCCCACUGUCAAGCGCGUCCCAAACUCAUCAAACCUGACUGCGAGCUUACCUUUUCGGACAAACCCCUCGAAGGCCUGACAGACUAUCGUCAGAACUAUGUGCCACAUCCACUGGAAAAGCGACCAUCCCCACCAAAACCCGUCCCUCGUGCAAAGGCCCCAUUCGAUGGCAUGACGACCACGAAGGUGGACUAUACUCCGAAGGAAUUUUGUAAGCACUCCCCCACCCUCCCCCCUCUUACCCAUCGUAUUUUUUGCCCUAAAAAUGGAGAAAAUAGGCGUUCAAAUGUUCCUGCCGUGUCAUUUGGGUCGGCGCACACAGCAAGUUAGGCAAAUAAGAAAACUUCCGGCCCACCUGCAUUUAGCCAUCCGCCGGUCGGAAGUUUUCAGAACUAUCGCAGACCGAUAAACUUAUGCUGAGAGUGAUGGUCACAUUGAGUUCUUUUAGGAGUGGUCGUUCACAGAGUGGUGAAACAACUACACUGUUGCAAGACUAAGAUUUACGAUUGUGAAGCAUUUUCGAGGGUUUCUUUGACUAAGCAGCCCUGCAUGCCUCAGUCGUCUUGACUUGGUCUUAGCGUGAGCCGACUAGACGUAUGGGAGGAGGAUGGAACAGAUGCCAUAAAAGUUACCUUUCCUCGCAGAGGUGAUGGUGGCCAGUGUUGUUAUCGGCGAACCAGUCCUUUAUUUUUCAUGCAUCCACUUUUAUCAUUAGCGGUCUUCUGUGGCCGAAAAGUAUUAGUAAUAGUAGUAUUAGUGGUGUGUUUGUGUGUGACGCCAUUGCGACUUUAAACGAGAUGGUAAACCGCAGAUCCACAAUUGGCAGACAUUUUCUUACGUGAAUAUCCCAAUGCGACAUUCUUUUCAAGUAUUGUCGGGGACAGUUCAAUUCUGACUCUGUAACAGGUCAAGCAGACCCCAGAGAAUCACACUUCUGUUCAAGUUUCUAAUACCUAGUGCUCCGAAGAGGUUAACUGCGCUGCAGAGAAAUAAAACUGACAGCUUACUUGUUUAUUAGUGCCCUGUCAAUGUCUUAAAUUUGUUCAUAUUUACUCAGGAAUGAGGGCUACUAAUCAGUACUUACGCAAUCGCACCAGACCACAAAACCCGCUCUUAGAUAAAGACAAUUGUCAGUUUUACCCCUCAGAGAGACUGCUUAAAAUCCAUUGGGUCGAACAUGUAGUCAGGUAACUCUCACAGGGAAUUUUCAUCCUGGUUUACACGUUGAUCUCCUAAUCACCUUUCCGGUGGAAUGCCUUAGAAUCCUUUAUGCGUCCUGUUCAUGGUAAGGUGCUGAAAACGUCGCAAAAAUAUUCGGUCAGGGAGACCUUGACUUAUUUCCACCGGCAGUGUGGGGAAAAGAUGACUGUUAAUUUCCUCAAAAAUAAAGCGAUCGUGUUGAAAGUGUCCUGAACUCCAAAUAAAAAGAUAAACUAGAGAAGGUUGAGAUGUCCGGACCUUGUUAAUCGUGACGCUUGUAUCGUCCAAAUUAAACCCAGUUGGCUGCGGCGGAUACAGUAGUGGGCAUACUCUAUAGCUGCCUCAACUCCUGUGUCCAGUUGCGUUUAGGAGGAGGAGGAGGAGCAGGAGGAGGGGGAGGAGCAGGAGGAGGAGGAGGAUGAGGAGGAUGAGGAGGAGGAGGAGGAGGAGGAGGAGGAGGAGGAGGGAGACAACAUCCGUAGGCGGUUAUUCUGUGCAGAAAACCGGUGGUAG